Penicillium paradoxum is the source of this 966-nucleotide messenger RNA. Its product is annotated as cupin domain-containing protein. The coding region runs from base 1 to 966 and encodes 321 amino acids. The transcript has a single exon. The record is from RefSeq and is a predicted model, not a curated record. NCBI's taxonomy places the organism in Eukaryota, Fungi, Ascomycota, Eurotiomycetes, Eurotiales, Aspergillaceae. Gene Ontology annotation, molecular function: dioxygenase activity.
AUGUCGACCAAUACCUCGCAGCCCACUGUGCAACAGUACUACGACUCGCUAACCGGUCAAAAUGUAUCGCCUCUGUGGACGGUACUUGACAAGAUGGUCCCUCCCAAGCCCAACCCCUCCAGCACCACCACUAUCUGGCGCUACGACUCCCUGCGUGCUCCACUCAUGCAAUCAGGGGAGUUGAUCACCGCCGAGGAAGCAGAGCGACGAGUCCUCAUGCUGGUGAACCCCAGUCUGGAAGCUCCAUACACGACAGACACCAUCUACGCAGGAUUGCAGCUCAUCCUACCGGGUGAAACCGCACCCGCCCAUCGCCACAUGGCAUUCGCUCUGCGUUUCAUCGUCGAAGGCUCGAGCGGCUUUACCGCAGUCGAGGGCGAAAAGCUGACAAUGGGGCGCGGGGACGUCAUUCUCACUCCUAGUUGGAGCUGGCAUGACCACGGCAACGAAGGAACCGGACCGAUGAUUUGGCUUGAUGGGUUGGAUCUGCCGCUUUACCGAUUCCUACCGAUCAAUUUUGCUGAAAAUUAUGCUUCGUCGAGAUAUCCGAGUCGCUUGGUCACGGAGAGCAAGCUUAAGAUUCCCUGGUCCACGGCUGCUGCCAGUCUUGACGCUGAUAUGGCCACGUCUGAUUAUGCUCGGUAUGAGUAUCGGCUUGAGGGUGGUGCCCAUCUCUCGCGAACUAUUUCGGCACAGGCCGAGCGGAUAGCUGCUGGUUGCACCAGUGCUAAAUCGCGGGAGACGGCGUCGUUCGUGUACCAUGUCUUUGAAGGAGAAGGAUACUCUAUGGUUGUAUCACCGGGAGGCAAAGAUGAGAAGAUUGAGUGGAAGAGCCGAGACACGUUUAGUGUUCCUGCAUGGAGCGUUAUCUCUCACACUUGUACUUUGCCUACUGGUCAGGCAUAUCUGUUUGCUAUCAACGACAGACCUAUUGUUGAGGCAUUGGGACUGUCGAGGAAGGAAUGA